Messenger RNA from Cloeon dipterum, 2143 nucleotides. RefSeq lists its product as uncharacterized. Bases 240 to 1517 code for a protein of 425 amino acids. The record is from RefSeq and is a predicted model, not a curated record. NCBI's taxonomy places the organism in Eukaryota, Metazoa, Arthropoda, Insecta, Ephemeroptera, Baetidae. The transcript has 6 exons.
CAAUCUCCGUUCAUCACUGUGUAUCGAAGGCCGAGCGAGUCGAGCUCGACUCGAGCGAGCGAGGGAGCCAAGGCGAGCAAAAAGCAGUGAGAGUGUCGCGCGAGAACACACUUUCACGCGAAUUUCUGCAUAGCAGCCCUCCGCGGACGCGUCCAGACGCGUCCCCGUCCGAAGACGCCGGCCCACGCCAUCUGAGCCCAGAUCUUCACGAGUAACCUGACCGUGUGGAGUAUGAGAACAUGACACAACACUGGUGGAUGCACUGGUUUUGGGUGACGGUUGUGGUUGCCGUGCUGGCGAGCGGGGCCGGUUGCGCGCCGCAGUCGACGCACCCUGUUUACGCGGCCGUGCACUCACAAUCCGGCGGCGGCCCCACCGGCGAGUACAUGGCACUGCUGUCCGACCUGGAGCACCCGGCGGCCACCAACGGCCACGACUACAACGACGAGGUGGACACGUACGGCAGCGCCAACCUGUUUCCGGUGCACCGGGUGGUGAUCGCCACCGCCGCCGCCGCCGCCGCCUCCGACUUGCCGACCACCUACGUGCCGCUCGUGCUCGCCCCCCAGGAGCCCCAUCCGCCGCCCACUCCGCGCCAACACCUGGUCCUCGUCACCGACCACUCGAAUCCACCCUCGACUACCAGACUGGCCAAGUCUUUUGAAGAAAUGAGUGGUGGCGCGACCCCGAUUCUGCCGGCGAUGCCCGUGCAGUACAAGAACCGAAACCCGUUCAUCAACGAGGAGAUGCAGAGCGGCCGCAGCAUGGCCGCGGCCGACAGCUCGACGACGGAGGCCCUUCCGUCGGCCAGCUCGACGACCGAGGCGCCGCCCAUGCUGGAGGAAAAAAUGGCGGUGGAGGAAGAAACGAGCAAGUCGACGGAGGAAACGAACGAGUCGACGCCGAGCGUGGUGGCACCGACCGAGCUGGCCGACGUGGUCGAAGGGGGCACGCACCCCAUCCCCCCGUGGAUCCCCGACGAGAAGCAAGAAGAACUGGACAGCGAGGAGCAGGAGAGAGAACACGAGCAAAUUGACCGGAUCACCAACGCCCUUGUCGAGGAGGAAAGCGUCGACGAGGGCGAGGCCAUCACUAGAGGACGCAUGCAGCCGAACGAAGGCCUUGGAACUCCAUCCAUCAUUGCCAUUGUCGUGGCAUUUGUCGGCGUCAUCGGCAUGGCAGGUGCUGCUGCUGGGUUCAUUUUGUACAAGCGGAGUUUGGUGAACAAGCCGCAGACGCUGAACGACAAGAUGAGCAACCCGGACUACAGCAGCUACAUUGACGACACGUUACGGGUGAGUGCAGGCAAAAGCAGGUCGAACGAGGCAGGCAAAGGAGGCAGCAGAUGCAGGCAGAGCGCCGGCGGCAUGGUCAACAGAGGCUUUGUCUCGCCCCCUUACCUCAAGGACAAUUCCGAAGAGAUGUAUAGUCUGGACAAUGACUCAUUUUUAAAUAGUUUAGAAGCUAUGACAAUUCAAAACUUCUGGACAGAGAACGUGAAGCAUACAAAGUUGUAGCGAAAUAAAUGUUAACUCUUUUCCUUUUUUUAUGUUUCUUCCACGUUUGUUGGAUUGUUUAAGCGGUUUUAAAAGUCUCUCACAUCAAAAUUUCCAUUUUUUAAACUUGUUUGUGAUAGUUGGUGAAUACGUUGUUGAGUGCGAGUUUUUAUUUGUGAUAUAAUCCCAUGAUCAAUCGCCUAAAUUAAAACGUAUAUCGUAAUUUAUGUUAAAAACCCUGGGUAGGAACAAGAUCCUUUUAUUGCGUUCGUGCGUGUGAUAUAAUUGUUAAAAUUGGUAUUCCUGAAAAGAAGACAGACUGAGACGAAAAAGGACAACAGUACUUAAUUAUCAUUUCGAUGUCGCUAUAAUUAAGCAUUAUUCCAAGAAUUUUGAAGAAAGAGUACACUCCGUUCGAACUUAACUUGUAAGCAAUUUAAUAAUGAAUGUACCGAAAUCAAAGUCCUAUGAUAUAUAUGAAACUGUUUUAGUAGAAUUACCAGAGUAUUUUAUUUGCUCGAGACGAAGAAUUGUAUUUUUAUUAAUCCGAAUUUGAUUGGGAACAGGAAUUGUAAUAGAGCCAAAGGAAAGCAAUAAUAAUUGGUGUAUUUUGAUGCAGCUCCAGAAUAAAUGUGCAUGUACCAUAA